GAACUGUGAAGGGCGAAGAUGGCUACUUCGUCUCUGCGAGUCCCACUAUUUCCUUUGCUAAAAAAUGUUCCCUUUACAGUUACACCAUAUUUUCGGAGAAGGAGUUGGACAAGGUUCUAUUGUUCCUCUCCUCCUAACUCAUGGCAACCUUCUCGUAAGAAAAAGGUUGUUAUGCGCGUCGCCUAUGUAGGCACCAAUUACCGAGGUCUCCAAAUGCAACAAGAUGAACAUGCACUCUCUACUGUUGAGAAAGAACUGGAAAGUGCCAUAUUCAAGGCUGGUGGCAUCCGCGAAAGCAAUUUUGGGGAUCUGCUGAAGAUUGGGUGGGCAAGAAGUAGCCGCACUGACAAAGGAGUUCACUCUCUUGCAACAAUUAUAUCCUUAAAAAUGGAAAUCCCAGAAAACUGUUGGAGUGGAGACCCUUUAGGCCUUGACCUUGCAAACUGCGUUAACUCUUAUCUUCCUUGUGAUAUCAAAGUUUUAGGCAUUUUUCCCUCACAAAGGAGCUUUGAUCCUAGAAAGGAAUGUAUUAUGCGGAAGUAUUCCUACCUUCUUCCAGCUGAAAUUAUCGGUAUUCAUAGCCAUUCCAGCAAUGAUGAAAUUUAUUACCACAUAUCAGAGUUCAAUGACAUCCUUAAUGCAUUUGAGGGAGAACAUCCUUUCCAUAAUUAUACAGCUAGGUCCAAGUAUAGGAAACAUUUUCCUCUUAGACAGUCAUCAUCAAAAAGUGGCACAUCAGCAAGAGACAGUUUGUCACCAUAUGAGUUUGAAUGUGAGAAUGGUGAUGGGGAUGAAAAUUCUGAAAUUGAUGAGGCAUUUACAGAAAGUAUAGGGUGCCAAAGCCAAAAAUGUUCAGAAAGUUGUAAUUUUGGUGAACCUGUUGUUGGCACUAGCAAUAAAAAUGAAAAUGGUUUGUAUGAUGAACAUUCUAGAUUGGUUGUUCGUGCAAAAUGGUUAUAUGAACCUGAUGAAGCAGACAGAUUAAGUGCUGCCCAUUUCAGAAAAGUUUUUCAGUGUUCUUGUGGCAAGCUGGAAACAUCAGGGGGAUAUAAUUACAUAGAGAUCUACAUACAGGGAGAGUCCUUCAUGUUGCAUCAGAUAAGGAAAAUGGUUGGGACAGCCGUGGCUGUAAAACGCAAGUUACUGCCAAAAGAUAUUAUAAACCUGUCUCUGUUAAAGUUCUCGCGAAUUAUUCUACCCCUUGCACCUUCAGAAGUUCUAAUAUUGAGGGGAAACAAAUUCUCAAUAAGAACACGACCAGGAAAUAUAACAAGACCUGAAAUGCGGACAAUAGUUGAAUCAGAAGAAAUUAACAAGGCAGUUGAUGAUUUUUACACAUCAAUUAUGUUACCUCGAGUAUCAAAAUUUUUGGACUCAUCAAGAUCUCCUUGGGAAGAAUGGAUUGAGAAACUGGAUGCUCACACAAGCAUACCAAAUGAUCAGUUGGAUGAGAUCAGGAAAGCUUGCAAUUCGUUGAAAGAAAAUUUUGAAAAUACAAUUUGUGCUCAUCCGUGAUAAGUGAAUGAAAAGAGUUAAGUAUGUAGCCUACCUGGCCUUGGAUCUAUCGAUGGACAAUCAUACUGGCUCACAACAUGGUAUCAUGGAAAAUUUUGACUUGAAAGAUGUGUUUUAAUGGCUUGAAUAUAGCCAGCAGAAAUGAUUCCUCAAGAUUUCGUCAAAUAGAACAUCUGUGCAGGAUAUGACAACUUCAGAGGCUGACAAAAUUUCACUAGUCAACAAUAACCUCAACUUCAGGUUCCACAAACAAUUUAUUAUAAUCCUUCCGAAAUGGGUUAGAUAUGGGAGGCUUCAGACUUGUUACAGGCAAUCAUAUACUCUCUGGAACGGAUGUAUCCUUUCAUGUCACAUGUUCUUAUUUUCUGCUUAAAAUAAAAUAAUAAACCAUAGAAAGUUCUAUACUAAUUUGCUUCUCCAGAAUUUUUUAUAAUAUGUAAGUUAUUUAUAUAAUUCCCAAUAGUAAAUAGUGCUAAUAAUAUGACAUAUGUGUAGUUUCUAUCAAUUGAUUACAGUUAGACCUACUAGAACACCUAUAUUUUGAUUUUUUUAGCUUAUGCUGAUAUUGAGAUGAGGUGAUGUGGAGUAUGGAGACAUGAAAUGCAAGAAGCAAUAUUCUGCAAUAGUAAUACUGGUCUCUGAACCCUCUUACUCGAGCAACCCAACCCAACAUAAGCUAUUUUGAAUGGUUCAUAUCAUGCACAUUACUUUAUAUGGCUUGUGCAAUUAUCUUUUUCUUAUUUUCAAAUAGAAAUACAAUAAAUUUUGUGUAUUUUUUUUUUACAAUAUUUUAUCUCUAAAUAUAUGAUUAAUCAUUGCUUGUGGUAC
Abrus precatorius (Indian licorice) is the source of this 2343-nucleotide messenger RNA. Its product is annotated as putative tRNA pseudouridine synthase. Gene Ontology annotation, cellular component: nucleus. Gene Ontology annotation, biological process: tRNA pseudouridine synthesis; mRNA pseudouridine synthesis. The record is from RefSeq and is a predicted model, not a curated record. The transcript has 8 exons. Gene Ontology annotation, molecular function: RNA binding; pseudouridine synthase activity. Bases 19 to 1515 code for a protein of 498 amino acids. NCBI's taxonomy places the organism in Eukaryota, Viridiplantae, Streptophyta, Magnoliopsida, Fabales, Fabaceae.